UUUCCUCAGAAUAGUCACAAGUUAUCCAUGUCUCAUGAUAUAUAAAUACCCCAAAGCCCUAAUCUCAUAAAGUUUUGGCUGUCUUUUUAUUUUCCUUCCAUGCAAAUAUAGAGGUACCUUGAUUUGGAGUUAACUAAAGAACGUAUAAAUUAAUGGAACAAGGAGAUCAUCAGCAGCAGAAGAAAGAAGAAGAGGCUUUGCCUCCAGGUUUCAGGUUUCAUCCAACGGAUGAGGAGCUAAUCUCGUAUUACUUGGUUAAUAAGAUCGCUGAUCAAAACUUCACGGGAAAAGCAAUCGCCGAUGUUGAUCUCAACAAGUCCGAGCCUUGGGAGCUUCCUGAGAAGGCGAAAAUGGGAGGAAAAGAAUGGUACUUUUUUAGCCUACGCGACCGAAAGUACCCGACAGGUGUGAGAACAAACCGGGCGACCAAUACAGGAUAUUGGAAAACCACAGGAAAAGACAAAGAGAUACUCAAUAGCACAACCUCAGAGUUGGUCGGAAUGAAGAAAACUUUGGUCUUCUACAGAGGAAGAGCUCCUCGUGGGGAGAAGACUAGUUGGGUCAUGCAUGAAUACCGACUUCACUCCAAGUCCUCCUAUAGAACCUCAAAGCAAGACGAGUGGGUAGUGUGUAGGGUGUUAAAGAAAGCAGAAGCAACCAAGAAAUACAUAAGCAACAGUAGCAGCAGCGGAAGUCAUCAUCUCCAAAGCCACGCAAGAGCCUCAAUACUAUCAACCAACAACAAUAAUCCUAAUUACUCAUCGGACCUCCUUCAACUUCCAGCACAUCUACAACCUCACACAAGCCUUAAUAUCAACCAAACCCUUAUGGCUAACGCGGUUCACCUAGCCGAGCUCUCUAGAGUCUUUCGUGCCUCCACAAGCAGUACCAUGGAUGCUCAUCAGCAGCUAAUGAGCUACAACCACAUGCCUGUCUCGGGGCUCAAUCUCAACCUUGGUGGUGGAUUGGCACAGCCGGCUCCUCCCGCUGUGUCGCUUGAGGAUGUUGUCGCUGUUACCGCUUCAUUCAAUGGCCAACAUGGGUUUGGAAAUGUGGAGAUGAGCCAGUGCAUGGACUUGGAUGGAUACUGGCCAUCUUAAUAAUUAGGAGCUAUCACUUUAAAUUAUGGGCUUUUCUUUUGUUGGUCUGAAUAAGAAAGCCGUAUACUGGCUUGUUAUACCUUUUGUUUUUGUUUAUAUUGCAUUUUUUGGCUGUUCAAAGGAAAAAAAUUAAGAACCAAAGACUAAUCAAACCAAUGACGGUCUGGCUUUGACAACAAAUUCUUUUCUUACACAUAAAAGAG
Messenger RNA from Raphanus sativus (radish), 1303 nucleotides. Its product is annotated as protein CUP-SHAPED COTYLEDON 1-like. Bases 153 to 1100 code for a protein of 315 amino acids. Gene Ontology annotation, molecular function: DNA binding. Gene Ontology annotation, biological process: regulation of DNA-templated transcription. NCBI's taxonomy places the organism in Eukaryota, Viridiplantae, Streptophyta, Magnoliopsida, Brassicales, Brassicaceae. The record is from RefSeq and is a predicted model, not a curated record. The transcript is spliced from 4 exons.